Magnusiomyces paraingens is the source of this 1113-nucleotide messenger RNA. RefSeq lists its product as uncharacterized. The transcript has 2 exons. Lineage: Eukaryota; Fungi; Ascomycota; Dipodascomycetes; Dipodascales; Dipodascaceae. Bases 1 to 1113 code for a protein of 370 amino acids. The record is from RefSeq and is a predicted model, not a curated record. Gene Ontology annotation, molecular function: protein binding.
AUGACAAAUCAACAGAAUAAAACAGAUUACGCUGCUAUUUUAGCUCACGGUAAACAGUUUUUGGAUAACAGUGACUCAGAGGCAUGUCUCAACUUUCUCAUUCCAAUCCUCAAAGAGCAAGAAGCUCUCGACGGCUUUGCCAGUGCAAGCUCAAACGGCCUUCUUCUCGAAACUAUACAACUGGCUGGUGAAGCCUUUUUAGAUCAAGGAAACACCCCAGAAGCAUACCCUCUUCUUCAAGUCGCUGCUAAUGCUGACCCCUCUGGCGGACUUGGAGGAAUUGAAAAGUUCUUAUGGCUGGGCCAAAUUCUGGGCAGCAGAGAUGGCAUCAAAUCCUAUGAGCAAGGUAUCGAGGGCCUGAAACGUGAGAUCUCUCAAGCUACAACAAGCAUAGAAAAUCCCGACAUCAUUUUUAAGAAAAAGAAACUUUGUGACGCGUACUGUGGCAUAAUUGAGAUUUGGAUGACUGACUUGUGCAUGGAACCUGAAGCCGAGGCCAGUUGCGAUAACCUCAUAACACAAGCAAUGUUUGUGGAUUCUGCAAACCCUGAAAACUGGAACGUCAUGGGGUCUAUUCGUAUCAGUCAGCAACGUAACGAUGACGCUAAAAGCGCUCUUUCUAAAUCUUGGGAUUUAUAUCACCAACAAUUCUCUAAUACCCCCUCUGCUUUACGGAUACAAGAGCAACAGCAACAACUAAUUCCCUCUCUUAUUCGAUUAGCACAAAACUCCAUGGAAGUCACUCUUUUCCGCAAUGUUGUUGAGAUAACUGCCGAAAUUCAGCGCUUGGACGACCAAGUCGCCGAAAGUUACUAUCUUCACGGUCUUGCUCGUGCUGAGCUUUACAAGAAACUUAUGGAGGAAGCAAAUGCUGCAUCUUCUCCAGAUGAACACAAUAGAUUGAUUAGAGAGGCAAAUAAAAAUGCUGUCCGUGCUCGGGAUGCUUGGGAAACACUGCUUAAACUUGUCACUGAGGAGCCUGAUCUUGUUGACCCAGAACUUGCCCCUACUGUGACUGAUAAUCUCAAAUCUCUUCCUGAAUCGAUUUCUUCUGAUGAUUAUGAUAGCAGUGACGAAGAAGAUGAGGAUAUUGACGUUAAUGAUUUAGAGUAA